This is a messenger RNA of Bacidia gigantensis, 1137 nucleotides long. RefSeq lists its product as uncharacterized. Bases 1 to 1137 code for a protein of 378 amino acids. The transcript is spliced from 3 exons. Lineage: Eukaryota; Fungi; Ascomycota; Lecanoromycetes; Lecanorales; Ramalinaceae. The record is from RefSeq and is a predicted model, not a curated record.
AUGUCUGGUCCAAUCUCAGCCCUCGUUGGCCAGCCACCACUCACCGCAGACGACAAAGCUAUCGUUCACGAGUGGCAAGUCCUGUUCAAGAUGGACAAGGCCGACCCCUCGAAGGGACUGAAGGUCGCUCUGAAACCACCUCCACCUGGAACACCUCAUGAUUCGGAUACAAAUAGCAUAGCCGCAGGUGCUGCUGUCAGUUUAGUACUGAUGCUUCUCUUUACCGUAACGAGGCUGGCGAUAAGGCUUGCGAAUCGAAGUCUUGCGUUUGGUGGUGAUGACUGGGCGAUUAUCUUGGGUCUCGUGUCCACUCCAGCCUUUGCACUCUUCUACAUCGCUCUGGCCGUGAUCAAAAUCUCAAUCGUUCUCUUCUAUAUGCGGCUCACCUCCUUCACGUCACGAGCCUGGGCGAAUUUCCACCGCAUACUCAUUGCCUUCCUCACUGUAUGCGCCACCAUCUCCCUCUUCAUAACAGUCUUCGAAUGCAAUCCUCCCAUCUACAACAACGUUCGCGAAAUUGGUCGCCGUAACAAGGCGCCCGAUUGUAUGCCAAUUCUCGAUCUUGUUAUCGGAUUCAACGUGUGGCAUAUCUUCUCGGAUUGUCUGUUGUUGCUGGUGCCGUUCGUGAUGCUUUGGCGGGUCCAGAUGAGUUGGUCGACCAAGUCCAAGGUCUGUGUAGCUGGCGUUGUCGGCUUCGCGAAUGUAGGACUUGCGCUUGCGAGGACGAUUGUGCAGGCCAUGGCGAAGCAAACAGGGUUUGAUCUUACCUAUUCGGCGACCCUAUCAGUCAAAUACUCCCUUGCCGAAUUGACCCUUGGAAUCAUGACGGCCAACCUGCCCGUCUUGAGUAUCCUAGCCAGUAAGACCGCGAAGAAACUUUCGUGGGCAGCUCUCUCGGAUGAAGGCUCUCCAGACCGUUCGUUUGACCGAAACGGGCAUGUACGUGCGAAGCGCUCUGAUCACUACAAGCGACAAUCCCACGAGAAGCCAGCGAUUGACUGUGAUCCCCGCCGAGGCUUCCGUGGUACGAAUCUCUCGAACCCCGGAGAGCCUACUGUACGGCAUGAUGUCGAGUAUGGCGCGAGUGAGGUCGAAGAAGUGCGAAGUAAUUCGGGCACGAAGGGUCCGACGCAAUGA